UGGCCUGUCCUGUACGAAACGACGUCGUUGGGGCUGCUGGGGCUGCUGAGAAAAAAGGAUGGUAGUAGCUUAGCUUUCAUUGGAGGUAUCGAAAGAGAGUAGGAAGCAAAAUAAAAUCACACGUACCCUCAUUCAUUCAUCCGUUUUAUUCAUUCCUAAACAUUUUCAAACCCAAUUGCUUCUUUUCUCCUUUUGCGAUCUCAUAAUCCCAUUUCUCCCGCAAAUCUAUCCACGCAUUGUGUUAUAUAUAUAUAUAUUUUGGAUCACAACCCACCUUGAGCUAGUCUCUGAAAAUGGCUUCAUCUUUCUCCUCUUCAUUUACUGGCGUUGCAUGGGCUCAACAAAAUCCAUCUAAGCAGCUUCAAAACAAUACCCAGAUCUCCUUUCCCCGUUUUGGAUUUCAGUGCCCUAACCAGAAGGAAACUGCACUGCCGAAGCUUCAUGCACAGCUUAAUGAGGUUGAAGCUGAGAAAUCUUCAAAUUCAGUGCCACUAAGCACCAAACUAAUUGUGCCAUCAGAAGGGAAAUAUGAGUCUGCCAGGAAAAUUUCUAGCCAAAAGAACACUAUUCCAGAUGCAUCAUCAAUCUCGGCAUUCAUGAGUCAAGUAUCAGACCUUGUCAAACUGGUGGAUUCAAGAGAUAUCAUGGAACUGGAGCUGAAGCAACUAGGUUGUGAGCUCCUAAUAAGAAAAAAAGAAGCUUUGCCGCAGCCACCAGCCACAGCUUCUGUUAUCACAAUGCAACCUCCACUUCCCCACUCCAUGCUUCCAUACCAACCACCACCAGCCCAGGUUGUUGCUCCUGCAAGCACUGCUCCUUCAGUGCCAACACCUGCCUUACCUGCCCCUGCACAGACAAGCAAGUCGUCUCAUCCACCACUGAAAUGCCCCAUGGCUGGAACCUUUUAUCAAUCCCCUGGACCAGGUGAACCUCCAUUUGUGAAGGUGGGAGAUAAAGUGCAGAAAGGCCAGGUUGUUUGUAUUGUUGAGGCCAUGAAACUAAUGAAUGAAAUUGAAGCUGAUCAAUCAGGAACCAUAGCUGAGAUACUGGCAGAGGAUGGGAAGCCAGUUAGUAUAGACACGCCUCUUCUUGUCAUUGCACCUUGAAGAACGGGGCAAAAAUAUCCCAAAACUUGGGUGGCUGUACUAUUUUUGUGAGACCAAGUUUCACGAUAUAUGUUUUAUUAAGUCAUAUUUCUGUUGCCUGUAAUUUUUAAUUCAAAGACAGGUCUUGUUUUGGCUUGGUAAACCCUUCCUUUCUAUGCCUUUUUUUUUUUGCUUUUGGUUUUGAUUAGUUGUCAGGAGGCACAACUGGUAUCACUUUUAGAACAUAGAACAUGGAGAGCUAUUGGGUAUUUGCUUGUUCCUUGUUUUAGACAGUGUCUGAAAAGUUGUGAAGCUCCCUUUGUUAUUUUCUGGAAACUGCUAAAAGGGGAGUUUGGUAUGGUUGCUGUGAGAUGUCUGAAUUCAAUUUGAGCAUUCAGUUCAAAUCCAAAUAUAAAUAUCAUUAAAAGGCA
This is a messenger RNA of Vitis vinifera (wine grape), 1516 nucleotides long. RefSeq names its product biotin carboxyl carrier protein of acetyl-CoA carboxylase 2, chloroplastic. NCBI's taxonomy places the organism in Eukaryota, Viridiplantae, Streptophyta, Magnoliopsida, Vitales, Vitaceae. Bases 294 to 1106 code for a protein of 270 amino acids. Gene Ontology annotation, cellular component: acetyl-CoA carboxylase complex. The transcript is spliced from 7 exons. Gene Ontology annotation, molecular function: acetyl-CoA carboxylase activity. Gene Ontology annotation, biological process: fatty acid biosynthetic process. The record is from RefSeq and is a predicted model, not a curated record.